Molecule: messenger RNA, 2023 nt
Organism: Myripristis murdjan (pinecone soldierfish)
Lineage: Eukaryota; Metazoa; Chordata; Actinopteri; Holocentriformes; Holocentridae
Gene: echdc1
Product: enoyl CoA hydratase domain containing 1
Exons: 7
Coding region: 70-1014 (314 amino acids)
Biological process (GO): fatty acid beta-oxidation
Cellular component (GO): cytosol
Molecular function (GO): catalytic activity
Source: RefSeq, a predicted model, not a curated record
CCGGCUCUUGUUUCCAGAGGGGAGGAUUUCAGAGUAACACCGCAAGACUUUCACCUAAACCAAAGCAGAAUGGCUCUUUGUGCGGCGAAGCGACGCCUCCUGAAGCAUGCUGGGAGCUGUGCGGCCUGGGCCAGGCUGCUCCAGAGACAGAGCAGCGGCGGUGUUUACUCCAGCAGCCACGGCUUCAACCAGGAGGAGAUCAGAGAGAAGCUGCGGGCCUUUCCCGGAGGCUCCGUUGAUUUGCUCAAACAGGAAUCUGGCAUCGCCGUGCUGACCAUCAACAACCCGUCCCGCAUGAACGCCUUCUCUGGCAGCAUGAUGGUGGAUCUGGAGGAGAGGGUGAGCCAGCUGGAGAACUGGACAGACGGCAAAGGCCUCAUCGUCCAGGGGGCUGCUGGAUCGUUCUGCUCGGGGUCAGACCUGAACGCUGUCAGGGCGAUAUCCAACCCACAGGAUGGAAUGAAGAUGUGUAUGUUUAUGCAGAAUAGUUUGACAAGACUUUUGAGGCUGCCUCUGAUCUCUGUUGCUCUGGUGGAGGGGAGAGCGCUGGGAGGCGGCGCAGAACUCACCACCGCCUGCGAUUUCAGGUUGAUGGCUUCAGGCAGUGUGAUCCAGUUCGUCCACAAACACAUGGGUCUGGUUCCUGGCUGGGGCGGCGCCGCACGACUCGUCCGCAUCGUGGGAAGCCAGAAUGCACUGAAGCUCCUUGGCGGCGCUCUGAAAGUGGACCCUGAAUUGGGGAUGCGGAUUGGACUAGCAGAUGGAGUCCUUGAGGCCACCCGGGCGGGGGAGGGCGCAGGCCAUACCAGCGAGCUCCUGCAGCAGGUUGAAAACUGGCUUGGUGGCUAUACGAAGGGGCCCGCCCCUGUAAUCCAGGCCGUGAAGAGGGUAGUGCUGUCAGGGAGAGAGCUCCCUCUGUCAGAGGCUCUCAGGACUGAGAAGGACGUGUUCGGGACGGUGUGGGGCGGACCGGCUAACCUGCAGGCCCUGGCCAGCAAGUCCAAACACAAGUGAGCCAGUUUCUCAAAAUCAGCCUUGUCAAGACAUGAUCUAGGAUUUUCAACUGAGUUACUUUGGGGAAGUUCUGAAACGGUCCAAACUGUGAAAAAGACAUCAUACAUAGAACAGCUACUUUUGGAGAGGCACUUACCCUUAAUUAAAGUGUCUUGAUGUCACCCACAGGCCUUUGUUCGCGGUGAGCUCAGGACACCUACAAGGACUUUGCUGUAAUUAGCUAAAUUGUUUUCUAAAAAUGAUGCAUUUUUAAUGAGGACUGACUUUGGGAAUAGAGAUGCAGAUAAUACAAAAGUUUCUCUUUAUGUGGGCUAAGGAUGCAACAAAGACUGCUUCCAGUCACUUGAGAAAGUAAGCUUGCCCAUUGUGCAUUGUGAUGGGUUUUGUUUGUGUGGAUUUUCAACAUGACACGUUGAUUACUCAUCGGCGUACAAAAGAGCAGGAGCUGAGACACGAGUCUACAAACAGUGAUGCUGUUACUGUGCCUAUUUUGGUCAUGUUCCACAGAAUGUAGUUCUGCUGGAAAAGGUGGAAUUAGCAUUUUAUGUUUUGUAGGAAAGAGGAAGGCAAAAACAAAACAACACCGUAAUUAAAAAUCCCCCAGUAGCUUUGAGGUUGUAUUGUAGAAGACAAGUCCCUGUUGUUCACAACGAAUGACAUCAGCUGCGAUGCAACAGCAUUCGACCUGAAAGAUCGAUUCAGUCUUGUUUCAUUGAUACUCCAGACUGAUACUGUACAUGAAGAACUGCGAGAAAAAGCCUCUCAUGUUUAAUGUCCAUGGUCUCUCCUGGGGCAAAAUUGGACGUUUCCUCAUUGUCAGCAUCACCAUCCUGUUUACCUCUUGUGACGGUUACUGCGUUUGAAUCAUGUGUACUGCUGUCUUGCACAGACCCAUUUGAAAUCUAGUUUAGAUGUUUCCCUUUCAUGAAAUCUUGAUUGAUCUUUUUAAUAAAAAGUUAUACAGUACGAUUCCACGUCAUUUUCUCACAAUCUCAAUAACCCUGUGUUU